Messenger RNA from Puccinia triticina, 297 nucleotides. RefSeq lists its product as uncharacterized. NCBI's taxonomy places the organism in Eukaryota, Fungi, Basidiomycota, Pucciniomycetes, Pucciniales, Pucciniaceae. The coding region runs from base 1 to 297 and encodes 98 amino acids. The record is from RefSeq and is a predicted model, not a curated record. The transcript has 2 exons.
AUGACUCAACCCAAGCAAUCGAGCACCCCCGAAGCCGCCGGGCCGAGCGUUGUCGCCCCAACAAUUGAGGAGUCUAUCCCUGUCGCCGUUGCCUUUGAGGGGCCACCGGAGCGUGCUUCAGCACGUAACUCACCGACCAAAAUCACCUCCGGCCAAGUAUUGCGUCGUAGCCGUCGCAUCUUCAAUCAAGCGAAUGGCUCUGGAAGCUUGGAAGUCGCAGCACACUAUCCUCGUCUAACGGAGUUGAAGAAAAUUGCACGCGCAAAAGCCGAAGGAUCUAAACGACCUCGCCCUUAA